Molecule: messenger RNA, 1947 nt
Organism: Plenodomus lingam JN3
Lineage: Eukaryota; Fungi; Ascomycota; Dothideomycetes; Pleosporales; Leptosphaeriaceae
Molecular function (GO): protein binding
Source: RefSeq, a predicted model, not a curated record
AUGCCACCCCGUCCGUUCGUCAAUGACGGGCUUUGGCGAUGUCUUUGCCCGAGCUUCCCUUCUCAUGCGACGCCCUCGGUAGGCUUGCGCGUCGGGGCACCACCUCGCAGGAGGCUUCGCAACAGGCUCGCCGCCAACCGUAUUUCCACCACCCAUGACCCUUUUUCGGUGCAAAGCAAGAGCAGCACCAACACCACCCCCGAUACCAAUAACAGCCCGCAAUUGUCCCCUAGAAAUGCCUUUCGUUCGAUCCCGUUGCACAAUGGUGCGCCCCCACUAUUCUCCCCCUCUCGCGACCACCACCGUCCAGGCCCGGCACGAUUCGCACACCUCUCCACACAGGCUUUGUAUGAGGCUGCACGCACGGAAGGCGCAAAGGGCAAUUUCAACCAAGUCAUGGACAUUUGCAGGGUGCUGAUCAAGGAGAGAGGGGAGGCGCGGAACACAGCCAUGUACACGGCCGUUCUACACAGCUUGGCCAGCGCGAGUAAUGGCACGGCAGGCAAACUGCGCAGCGUGCUCGAAGAGAUGGGCUUCUGGGAAGAUUCAGACACAUUCGUCUCCGGCCAGUCCCGCAUUGAGCUGGAUGUGCGCGCGUGUGAAUGUGUGCUCGAGGCCCUGGCAGUACACCCCGACUAUCUGCUCCGCCAGGACAUUCUCGAGUACAUGAGGACCCGCUGGUUUACCUUGUCAGAUCGCGCACGGAACUUUGUCGUGGCGGGAAUGUUGCGUGACCGUCACUUUGAGCAUGCGCUUGAAGUGCUCGAAGACAUGGUCCGGACCAAAGCUCGUGUGGAAAGUUGGCUAUUCAACAAGGCUACGUGGAUGCUGCUAGAGUAUGGCGAGGUCGAAGAGGCCUUCUACGUCCUGAGUCUCAUGGAAACGUGUCAUGGCGCAAACAGGCGCAGUGCCGGCAGUGUCAAGCUCUCCGAAGCACUGAGAAUGGCAUUGCUAGAUGCAGCUGGACGUCAACAGCUGUACGAGCCUGCCAGAAAGAUCUGGAUGGAACAUGUCCAGACCGGCUUCAUCAAGCCUGGUACAGGAGCCUCCCUCUCCGUCCUGACGCUCGCUGCACGCCAUGGCGACGUCGGACUCGCCACUGAUGUCUUCCGCGUACUUACAGAGCAAGGAACAACUCUCACGACGCACCAUUAUGAACUUCUUGUCUCAACUUACCUUAAAGCUCACGAUCUAUCCUCCGCACUCUCCGUGUUACUCAUCAUGGUGGAUGCCAACCUCAGGGUAAACGAAGGGACCUGUAACCCUCUUUUCAUGCAUCUCUCCUCUGAGAAGCCUGGCGAAGAAAGUCGUCCCAUGCAAGCUUUCAAGAUACUCCAAACUUACGAAGCAGCCGGUCGCAAGAUCCCCACUGACGCAGUAAACGCUUGUAUUCAAGCGAGCACACGACUUGGCCGCUUUGAGGAAGCCCUCGAGAUCUACAAAGCACUGCACUCUGUCUCGCACGCGGGGCCCAAUACACAAACGUUCAAUAACCUCUUCCGCCUCUGCCACCUGGCUGAACGCAAAGAACUUGCCAUGUACUUUGUCAAUGAGAUGAUUGCGCUCAAUCUGAAACCAGACCGUGUAACCUACGAUCGCCUGAUUCUCGUUUGUCUCUUGGCGAACGACCUGGAAGAUGCGCUUCUCUACUAUGAGGAAAUGAUGACUCUUGCUUCUGGGUCAGGGAACAGCAAAGAUCGCCCAAGACGCAAGACGUGGGAGCGUUUGAUCAAAAAGUGUGUGGAAAACGGGGAUGACAGGGCGGUUCCAUUAUUCGAAGCGUACAAGAAGGCGGUUGAGGACCCAAGGAGGGAUCUUGAGAGAGAGAUUAGGGCCAAGUUUGUGUCGGUGCGCGCUGGGGAUAAGAGCGCGAGCGUGGGAGAAGCUGCAAGGGAGGGAGGGGGGGUGAAGGGAGACAGUGAAGUUGUAAGGCCAGUGGGAUCAUAG